AUGUACAGGCAAAUCAAAGUCCAUCAAGAUGAUUGGGAUCUCCAGAGAAUCCUGUGGGUGGACGAGCACUCCAAGAUCAUCCCAUGUCAACUCACAACAGUCACGUAUGGUACCAGAUCAGCUCCAUUUCUGGCUGUUCGCAUAAUGAUCCAGCUAGUGAAGGAUGAGGGUCAAAAAUUUCCUCUAGCUGUUGAUCCACUAUUAAAAGGAAGAUAUGUGGACGAUAUUUUUGGAGGUGCUGACACAGUGAGUCAACUGAUAGACAUCUCAACUCAAGUCAGACAACUCUGCAUGGCAGGUGACUUCCCGUUGGCGAAAUGGCACAACAACUCAAUCCAAUUCCUUCAGUCAAUCACAGACAACUCAUUAGAAGAGCAGAUCCAUUCAUUUGAGAGCUGUAAAACAAAAUUACUUGCGCUCUCGUGGAUCCCAGCGAACGACUCAUUUAAGUUCAACUCAAAACCUCCUCGUGAGAAGUCCAAGCUCACGAAGAGAAUAAUUUUAUCAGAAACAGCACAACUCUACGAUCCACUUGGAUUUUUAGCACCUUUCAUUGUCAGAGCAAAGAUGUUGCUACAAGAAAUCUGGCUAGAUAAACUCUCAUGGGAUGACCAAGCCCCAGAUCACAUCAUCACCAAGUGGACCAGCUUCAGAUCAGAACUCUCACACGUUUCAGACCUCUCAAUUCCACGAUGGUUAAAGAUUACUCAGAAAUCGACCGUGGAACUUCAUGGAUUUUCAGUCGCCUCACAACCAGCUAUGGCAACAGUUGUUUAUAUACGGGCUACUCAUCCAGAUCAUGGAACUUGUUCAACUAUAGUCUGCUCAAAGUCGAAGGUUGCUCCAUUGAAGAAGAUGUCUAUUCCUAGACUAGAACUCACCGCAGCAUUGCUGCUUGCCAGACUGAUCACUUAUGUAAGGAACAACUUAGACAUUCAGCCAACUCAAAUAGUAUGUUGGACAGACUCCUCAGUAACUCUGACCUGGAUUCAGUCUCAUUCAUCCCGUUGGAAGGAGUUUGUAAGAAAUAGAGUGUCAGCAAUUCAAGAUCUCACUUCUAUCAGCGUUUGGAGGUUUGUACCUGGCAAACAAAAUCCAGCGGAUUGUGCUUCUCGAGGUAUCAGCAUAUCCCAGCUUCGGAAGCACCCCCUGUGGUGGACAGGUCCACAGUGGUUAACAGCAAACGAAUCAUCAUGGCCAACUCAAUCAUCAGUGUACGAUUUAAAAGCUCAGCAAGAAGAGCGACCCGUGAUCACGUUAAAUACUCAGACAAUUCACCAUGAUUAUCAAUGGGAUAUGAUAUACAGACAUUCUCGUCUAAUCAAAUUGCUCAGAGUGACUGCAAUUUCCUUCAGGUUCAGCCAACUCCUUAGACGAGUACCUCAGUCAUCUCUUACCUUUCCUCUCACGCCACGAGAUUUAGAGAGAGCAAGGAUUUUUUGGAUAAAGGCAACUCAAGAAUCGUACUUCUCACAGGAAAUCAAAUAG
Chelonus insularis is the source of this 1488-nucleotide messenger RNA. RefSeq lists its product as uncharacterized. The transcript has a single exon. The coding region runs from base 1 to 1488 and encodes 495 amino acids. Lineage: Eukaryota; Metazoa; Arthropoda; Insecta; Hymenoptera; Braconidae. The record is from RefSeq and is a predicted model, not a curated record.